GCUUACGCAAGUCCAAAAGCAUAGAAGCCAAGCAACAAUGGGAAGACCAAAGGGAGGAAUGAACCAAAAAGCCGCUGCUGCCAUGGAAAGGAAGGCCGCUGCCCAGGCAGUAAAGGAUUCCAAAGCUGCGGCACAACGUGAAAAAGAUCUACAAGCCGAAUGGUCCAAGGGGGCCAACAACAGAGGAGCAGCGCGAUCCGAGGCAAAUGCGGCUAAAGCGGACGAACAAGCCAGAAAAAAACGAGAAAAAGCAGCAUUGUUAGCUGCGGAAGAAGAAGCCCUGGGAAACGGUGGGAAGGCAAAGAAAGUGCCUACACUCUCAAAGAAGAAGGGGAAAAAGAAAAAUGAUUUGUCUUUGCUAGAAGACGCGCUCGUGAGCGGAGCCGAAAAGAAACAAAAGGCGAAGAAGAAAGCCGAACUUGCCAAGGCCCAAAAGUUGAAGACGAACGAAGCGAAACAGAAGUUGGAAAAGGACAAACCRAUGGAUCCACUGCUAGCAAAUACGGAAGACAUGAUGCAAGGAGCGACUGAUGAUAUUGUUGGACGAGCUGCAAAUAAAGCUUUGGAUGAAGAACAUGCUCUCAGCGGAAUCAAUGCUGCUUUAGAUCAAAUGACUUUAGGCAGCGGCAGUCAGAAUAUGUCAACAAAAGGUUUAUUCAAGGCAUACGAAACGAGAAUGAUGCCGGAAGUAAAACACGAUUAUCCAGGAUUGAAACUGUCUCAAUACAAAGAGAAGAUAUUUCAGAUGUGGAAGAAAUCACCCGAAAAUCCAGCAAAUCAUCAAUARAUCACCUAAUUCCAACCGACAUCCUCUACUGACACUUCCAUAGGCGGCUCUCGGUGCCAUUGCAGAAGCGAUUUGGCCAAUGAUACUCAAUAUACCUUCGUAUUGAAAUUAUAGUAAGAUUUUCGGAUGAAAGUAWUCGUUGCGUUUCGAGUCCAUGAGAAAGUUCCGAACAAUUCAGAAGUUUCCGUAUUGAGGCAUUGGGUUUAUUUCAAGAGCAUUCCAUUUUCAAACAAUGUUAAAGACAGCAGAUGAUCAUCCUUUCAGCCAAAUUUAGGAUUAAAAAUAAUUGUAGAAGAUUCGAAAUAAACUACAUCGUGGAAAUUUCGUAUUUUCAUGCCAUCUAUACUGCAUUACCGUGGACUGCAACGCGAGAAGUUUCAAAAGCAACAUCAAACUUUGAAUUCUGACGAAAUCGCUCAGCGCAUUAAUUCGUCACCUCAAUCAUUCCCAGAUCAAUCAAAAUCUGAUACGCUCGCUCCUCGACGCUCGAGAUUGCAGCAUAACGCGCCGCCAAUUCCGCCUCCUUCAGUGGUGAUUUCGGCUGUGCUCUUGCUUCGACGUAUUUUUUGCCACCAAGAGGCAGAAUUGAACUCUUCUUURCCUCGCUCAAGGCUAUGGCGCCGGUCCUCUCUUCACGGUCUGGAAGAAUUGUUUCUUCCCCCACAUUUUGAGGACGACCAUCAUCAAUUUUGCUCUCCUCGCCAGAGAUCAGGCUCGAUGCAUUGGCUUUCUUCUUUAGCAAGGUCAAGCUUACAGCU
Pseudo-nitzschia multistriata is the source of this 1545-nucleotide messenger RNA. The record is from the annotation of a GenBank genome assembly. NCBI's taxonomy places the organism in Eukaryota, Bacillariophyta, Bacillariophyceae, Bacillariales, Bacillariaceae.